CCUAAGCACCAAACCAAACACACAUUUAUCUAUCUAUCUCUGGUCUGAAAAUGAAGACAGCAAUAAUCCUUUUGGUUCUCUGCGCCAUUUCUUUCCUUCCACUGGCCAUCUCUGACUCUGGCCUUCCUCCACUCAUCCGCCUCCCCACAAAGCCCCACUUAACAGCUUUUCAUUCGCCUAUCUUAGACACGGCCGGCAACCCAGUGAUCGCCGGAGCCAAAUACUACGCCGUCCCAGCCCUCAUCGGCGUGGAAGGCGGCAUAAGCGUAGCUAACCUCAACACUACCGGAAACCCCUCCGCCUGCCCCACCGACGUCGUAAUAAACGAGACAUUAGCCGGCAACCAACCUCCCGCCGUGGGUCGUCCUUUAUCUUUCUACCCUCAAAAGCUCAAGGGCGAGGCCACCGACGACGACGUCGUCAUUUUAGCGCAGUUCCCACUGAACGUGGCCUUCGACUCGCCGGACCCAUCAGAUCCCUGCGCUAAGGAGAAUGUUUGGAAGCUUCAGGCGACAAUAGUGACCGGUGGCGUUAUAGGCAAUGAGGAUGAUAUUAGCAACUGGUUUAGGAUUCAGAAGAAUUUUAAUGGAAGAGGGUACAUUUUCAACUGGUGGCCAAUCCUUUGCCUUAACUGCAAGAUUGGUUACAGCGUAAUUGGCAGAGUCGGCGAUGGAUCUCAGCUGGGAAUCGACUCCAAUGCCGAAUCGCUAUAUGGUUUUGAAUUGGUAAAGGCUGACUGAUCAAAGCCUUACGUUGAACCAUCUAUCAAAAAUUUGCAUGCAAUAUGUAUGUGUCUGUAUUAAUAAUUUGCUUUUAAAUAAUGGCUUUGCUACCCCGUUAUGAAAAGCCAACGGCAGAUGUAUGAUGUAUCCCAUAAUUGCGUGCAAUAUUAAUAUAAAAUAAAUAAUGCUUCUUUUAUUUAGGAAA
This is a messenger RNA of Ipomoea nil (Japanese morning glory), 927 nucleotides long. RefSeq names its product kunitz-type elastase inhibitor BrEI-like. Gene Ontology annotation, molecular function: endopeptidase inhibitor activity. The transcript has a single exon. NCBI's taxonomy places the organism in Eukaryota, Viridiplantae, Streptophyta, Magnoliopsida, Solanales, Convolvulaceae. Bases 51 to 740 code for a protein of 229 amino acids. The record is from RefSeq and is a predicted model, not a curated record.